GUCGAAGCCGACGCGCGCGAGCAUCGGAGCAUCGCGGAGGCCGCGCCGAUCAGUCCGCGCGGGACGCUCGAAGAGUGAGGAUCGCGUUCACGCCUUGUCUUGCUCCCUAAUCUCUCUCUCAGGUGCAUCGGAUAGUAAACGCGCGAGAGAGAAGGAGAGAGAGAGCGCCAGUUUUCGCAUCCAGUUCUGUAGACUCGAGGAGGAGAUCGAGAAGAAGAGAAAAAAAAACGGGAGCGAUCAUAGAGAAGCAUUUUUUGCGGGACGACCGGGACUCCGGAAGUUUUCGAGCACAGAUGGUGAGAGGAUCAUUACCGGAUAUCGCAGUGACGAUGGCAUCGGGCAGAGAAAUCCACGGUGCUUUCAGUCUCAUCGUGGACGACGUGGAUUCGCAGUCGAUCCUGAGUGAUGGCUCCGACUUAGACGGACUGUCGCGCGAGAGCAGCUCGCAGAACUCGGCGUCACAGACGCCCCUGGAUAGUCCUGGUGGACCGCGCGAGAGGAUCAAGCAGAUCCAGGUUGAGGCCGAGACUAGACGGGGCGAGUUCGCCAGGCUGUUAGAGGAGCACGCGCAGGUGGUGCGCAAGCUAAAGAUGAUGGAGGCGGAGGAGCAAUUGUCGGCAACGACGGCGACCGGAAACGCGACGGUGAUCGGCGGUGCGCACGCGUGAUUUUACGGUUUUUUUACCACUGCUAGAACGAGGGUGCCAUCGAGGGUUGGGACCAUCGCGUCGAUCACUAUACGACGACCACCACCAUCACCACCACCUCACCGCGUUUCCCCCUCGACCGCGAAACAUCACAAUCCGGAUAAGCUGUCCUCGUCCAUCGUGAUUCGUAAGCAAAAUGACGCGAAUAUCGUUGGACGUUUGGAUUAUUAAUUCGCGGAUGCAACUCCGAAAAAUGCAAAAGGUAUAUGAGAGAUUUGCCGGGAAAUGAUGGAUGCAUCCGAAAGUUGAUGAGAGAAAAAAGGGGGAGGAAAAGGGAGAAGGGGAUAUGAAUUCGAGGGAACUUCUCUUGCCGUUUUCAUUUUUCUAUUAUGUAAUUUUAUUUCGCCGAUUUUCGCUUCGGGCUAAUUCGAUCAUGCUUCAUUUGAAAAUUACAAUUGGAAAUAAAUUCUAAACAAUACGAAAGAAAUUUAAAAGUUCCUUUAUAAUUUCAUGACGGAUUAUAGCAAUAAGAAAUAAUUAUUACUUUUUAUAUAUACUUUUUCUAUCUAAUAAACUUUUAUAUUUAAUAAAUUCAAAUAUAAAUUAAAUUUAAAUAAUUAAUAUAAAUUAAAUUACUGCAAGAUUUUUAUGUACAAUAUUAUAAGUGUGCAUUUAUGAUUGCAAUGUGUUAUUGUAUAUAAAUGUGUAAUUUUUCAUAAUUUUAUGCAUGAGUAAAAUAUUUAUAGUAUUUGAAAUCCGAAAUGCGCCAUCGCAAAUUUACGCAAAAAAUUUCACGAACAAUACGUGUAAAUUUGAUAGGCAAAGCUUUUCUAUUUCAUCCAAUUUUGCGAGAUCAACUUAAAACGAGCCCGAGCGAUGAGAUCAGAAAUCCGAAAUACUGAUCAGGCUCCUGCGACGGGGAUCGUCCUCAUUUAACCCUUGUUUGCAACAAAGUCUGAAUAAAAACCACAUUAGACACGACAAUAAUGAGGAACACUUUUAAAAAAGAAACGCGUGAUCGCGUUAUCUGUUCACACAACGCGUGGAACAAGAAACUCCCGCCCGUUCAAACUAGCUCAGCAGCAACGGCUGGCCUAAUAAGCGUAGUACAAAUUUUGCAGUGAAGUCUUAAUAGAGAAAAAAAAAAAGAAAAAAAUACCAGAUGCGAGUGGACCGAGAGAGUUUCCGAUAUAAUCCCAGAGAUUUGACACGGUGACGAUAAUCGUGUCGUCGUUUGCGGCGGAAGCGCGGAUCUUGGAGUAAACACAUGGUGUCGUACACACGUAGCCUACUCUCGAGACAAUGGGAUGUAUAAGCUUCUACGCGCGUUUUAUAGUAUCGUAGAAUUGAGUGUUCCAUAAGUGUAAGCUAGUUUUGUAUAUCAUAAAUAUAUAGAUACAUAUACAUGUGUAUGAUAAAAAACGCGGUCUGCCGAGUCUGACGAUGGACGCAUUCUUUUGUAAAUAGAUUUCUUUCCAUUACACACACACACACACGCACACACACACACACGCACGCACCGCACACACA
Cataglyphis hispanica is the source of this 2177-nucleotide messenger RNA. RefSeq lists its product as uncharacterized. The record is from RefSeq and is a predicted model, not a curated record. The coding region runs from base 294 to 668 and encodes 124 amino acids. NCBI's taxonomy places the organism in Eukaryota, Metazoa, Arthropoda, Insecta, Hymenoptera, Formicidae. The transcript has 3 exons.